AAUAAAAUAUGGAUUCGCACAUGAGGAGAAUGUUUGUCAUGAACAGAAUACGAGUGCCUGAUUUCCAUUUGGACGAUCGGCACAAUUCGGACGAUUCGACCAAUACUGGAACAAAAACUGUGAAGUUUACGCAUACUUGGAGUAUAGAGGACUUUAGCGUGGUAUUUGAACGCGAUAAUAAAUGGAAAUCGUGCGUUUUUCCCGUUGACCAAAGUAAUAAACUAAAAUGGUAUCUCGAGCUUACGGUCAACGAUAAGGAAUUCAGGGGCAGAGAAUAUUUGACGUUGACCCUAAACUUAGUUGAAUGGGAUGACUCGACAGAAAAAACUAUAGUCAGAUGUUCCAUAAUGAGUCACGUGGAAACGGAACAAAGAAGAACGUUCACGAUGAGUGAACAGCCCAUUGUAAAUUUCAAUGCAUUCAUCUAUUGCUGUGAACUCUUCGAUAAGACCAACAAUUACCUGCCGAACGAUAAGCUGAGCAUAUUCUGUGAGAUUUUACUGCUGACAGAUACGGUCUGCACCUGUAGCCGAACGCAGACCAUUAAUGUGCCCGAUUUCAAAAUAUCGGAAAGUUUCGGUAAGCUCUUUAACAAUCCGAAAUUCAGUGAUGUUAAGAUCGUAACCAAAGGAAUGGAAAUAUAUGCACACAAGAAUAUACUUGCUGCUCGCAGCCCGGUUUUCGAGGCCAUGUUCAGCAGUGCAACGGAAGAAAAUCAAAGGGGUGUUGUGACCAUAGACGACAUGGAUCCGGAGGUCCAAAUCGAAAUGCUACGUUUCAUUUACACUGACCACGCGCCCAAUUUGGAAAUGAUGGCCAGUGAUCUACUGGCGGCAAGUGAGAAAUAUUUUUUCGAGAAACUCAAGGCCAUGUGUGAGAAGUCUCUGGUUGCCACUCUGAGCAUUGAAAAUGCCGCCGAAACAUUGGUGUUAGCUGAUUUAUACAAUGCCAACCAGUUGAAAGCACGCACAAUUGAUUUUAUAAAGGUUAAUAUGGAUAAUGUGAGGCGGACGGAGGGCUGGCGUUACAUGUCGCAGAAUCAUCUUGCUGUAAUACAGGCAAAUUUUUAGAAUGCGAACUUUCCGCAACAACGAACGAAAGAUCAAAUUAUCGUAAAUGUUCAUACUAAAACUGUGGGUGAGAAAUCA
Messenger RNA from Drosophila montana, 1148 nucleotides. Its product is annotated as protein roadkill-like. The transcript has 2 exons. Gene Ontology annotation, biological process: regulation of proteolysis; proteasome-mediated ubiquitin-dependent protein catabolic process. The record is from RefSeq and is a predicted model, not a curated record. Bases 9 to 1070 code for a protein of 353 amino acids. Gene Ontology annotation, cellular component: nucleus; cytoplasm. Gene Ontology annotation, molecular function: ubiquitin protein ligase binding. NCBI's taxonomy places the organism in Eukaryota, Metazoa, Arthropoda, Insecta, Diptera, Drosophilidae.